This is a messenger RNA of Manduca sexta (tobacco hornworm), 1728 nucleotides long. RefSeq names its product kynurenine--oxoglutarate transaminase 3 (gene Kyat). Lineage: Eukaryota; Metazoa; Arthropoda; Insecta; Lepidoptera; Sphingidae. The transcript is spliced from 10 exons. Gene Ontology annotation, cellular component: mitochondrion; cytoplasm. The record is from RefSeq and is a predicted model, not a curated record. The coding region runs from base 231 to 1502 and encodes 423 amino acids. Gene Ontology annotation, biological process: biosynthetic process. Gene Ontology annotation, molecular function: L-kynurenine:2-oxoglutarate transaminase activity; pyridoxal phosphate binding.
CCCUGGCAACACUGGUUUCAACUUAGCAAAUACGCGCCGAUAAAAGAAUGUUUGCAAAAUAAAAGACGAUUUAAUCAACGUUUAAAUAUUCAAACUAAAAGGAAGCGAUACGCAUUCAAUUUUAUCAAAGAGGCCUGAGUUUAUACGCGGCUGUUAAAUCCAGCAGUAGCACCGUAAAGUGGAUUAAUUUGGAACCAAUAAUAAGGAGCAACAGCAGCGUGGCUAGUGCAAUGAAUGAAAAAUUCGGUUUGCCGAAACGCUAUGGAGCUGGUGAAAAAAGUGUUUGGGUUGAAUAUAUUCAACUGGCAGCAGAAUAUAAGCCGGCUGUGAACCUUGGUCAGGGUUUCCCGGACUACCAUGCUCCUGAACAUGUCACGAAGGCGCUUUCCGAGAUCCCUACCAGUGACAACCCACUGCUCAACCAAUAUACCAGGGGAUUUGGUCACCCCAGGCUAGUCCAGAAUCUGUCGAAAGUCUACUCACCAUUAGUCGGAAGAGAGAUCGACCCUUUCAAUGAAAUACUCGUGACUAGCGGUGCUUACGAAGCUUUAUUCUCUGCAAUAUUAGGCCACGUGGACGAAGGCGAUGAGGUGAUAGUGAUUGAGCCGUUCUUCGACUGCUACGACUACAUGAUCAAAUCCGCCGGCGGUAUCCCCAAAUUCAUUGCUUUACAACCGAAAGCCAACGGCGACAACGUGACGUCAGCGGACUGGGUGCUAGACGAGAAAGAACUGGCCUCAUUGUUCAACAGCAAGACGAAGAUGAUCAUAUUGAACACUCCUCACAACCCGCUCGGGAAGGCUUUCACUCAGAAAGAACUUGAAUUGAUCGCCGAUCUGUGCAAGAAACACAAUGUUCUAUGUCUUUCUGAUGAAGUGUAUGAGUGGAUGGUGUACGAGCCCGUCAAGCAUAUUAGGAUCGCUACCUUCCCCGGCAUGUGGGAGCGUACAAUAACGAUUGGCUCGGCGGGCAAGACGUUCUCGGUGACGGGCUGGAAGACUGGCUGGGCGUAUGCGCAUGCGCCGCUCAUGCGCAAUCUACAAGUCGUCCACCAGAACUGCGUGUACACGUGCUGUACCCCCGUGCAGGAAGCGGUGGCCCGGUCAUUCGAGUAUGAGUUGGCGCGCAUCAAUUCACCAGAUUGCUACUUCUACUCGCUGGCGCGCGAGCUACUGCCCAAGAGGGACUUCUUAGUAAAGACCCUGAGGGAGAACGGGUUCAAACCCACGCUACCAGAAGCUGGAUACUUCAUCAUUGCUGACUGGACUAACCUUACAAACAAAAUCGAUCUAUCAGCGGAGCCUGACAAGUACAAAGACUACAAGUUCACGAAGAAGUUGGCCAAGGAGGCGGGCCUGCUGGCCAUCCCACCCACGGCGUUCUACUCAGAGGAGCACAAAUACCUCGGCGAGAACUUUGCUCGGUUCUGUUUUAUAAAGAAAGACGAAAACCUAGUGCUCGCUGAAAAACUUCUCAAGGAAUGGAACGCGAAGAAGAAGUAAAAAGAAAUUCUCAAAAUAGUAAAUGAAUACUUAAAUGUGAUAUACUGCUUGUUAUUUUUUACACUUUAUAUUAUACUCCUGUAUAUAUCGGAACAUUUGUAAAAUGUUUCAUCUGUGAAGUAAUUUUUUCAAAAGACAUUGGAUGUAAAGUCUUGAUUAACUCAUUGUUUUAUUUUGAUACUUUUAUGUUUUAUUCUCUGUUGUCAAAAAUAAACUAUUGUUAUUU